This is a messenger RNA of Aphidius gifuensis, 1890 nucleotides long. RefSeq names its product nuclear RNA export factor 1-like. NCBI's taxonomy places the organism in Eukaryota, Metazoa, Arthropoda, Insecta, Hymenoptera, Braconidae. The record is from RefSeq and is a predicted model, not a curated record. Gene Ontology annotation, biological process: poly(A)+ mRNA export from nucleus. Gene Ontology annotation, molecular function: protein binding; RNA binding. Gene Ontology annotation, cellular component: nucleus. The coding region runs from base 255 to 1850 and encodes 531 amino acids. The transcript has a single exon.
AACACAAGUCAAUCUUAAAAUUUAAAUUGUUAUCAAGUGUAAAAUAUAUUCAUCAUCUCAAUAAACAUUCAAUUACAACGUCAAGUAUUUUUUUAUAUUCAUCAAUAAAGUUAUCAAAGCCAAAAAAAUAAAAAUAUCAAAAAAUUAGAAUUACCUAACCCACAAACGUACAAAAAAGUGUUAUCAAAUAAUAAAUGUGUAAAUAAACAAUAAUUAAAACAUUGAUAGACAAAUAAAAAAAAUAAUCAUUUAAAAUGUUGAAAAGUCAAGUAAUUUCAACAUGGGAACCACUUCGUUUGACUCAUUUAAAACCAUCAUUAAAUAGCAACGAAUUAAUACUAGCAUCACGUCAAGAUGUUUAUCAUAAAUUCAUAAUAUAUCAAGCAAAUGAUUGUGAUCCAUAUGAUUUAUUAAACUCAAUAAUCACAACAUGUAGUCCAGAAGUUAUGUUACCAAUGAAUUUCGAUAUUGAUAUAUCAGGAAAAGGCACAUUCAUAACAAAAUGUAGUGUUGCUGCAAUUGAAUCAUUUGUACGUCAAGGUUUAUUGAUAUCUAUAACAACAACAAAUCAAAUAUUUAAAAUAGAUAUUGUACUUGGUUUUAUGAGUAUAAAUGAUCUUCAAUAUAAUCAACAUCAAAUAAUAAAUAAUAUAUUUGGUUAUCGUUGGGAUCAUUCAAAAAAAAUAUUAAAUUUACAAAAUUUUCAUAAUGAUGAAAAAUUAAAAAAUUUAUAUUGUCCAUUAUCAAUAAUACCAAUAUUUAUAUAUAUUAUAAAAUGUUUUAAAUCACGUCAACGUGAUAAUAAAUUACCAAUACGUGAACUUAAUUUAAAAAAUAAUAAAUUUACAAAUUUUAUAAUACAUGAAAAAUUAUUUAAUUAUACAUUAACAAAAUUAGAUUUAAGUCAUAAUAAUAUUGUUAAUAUUGAGCUAUUACGUUAUUUUAGUGAAUUUAAAAUAACUGAAUUAUGGCUUGAUGGUAAUCCAUUAUGUUUAUUAUAUAAAAAUUCAACUGAUUACAUUGAAAAUGUUAAAAAAAUAUUUCCAUUCUUACAAAAGCUAGAUGGUGUUAUUAUUGAUGUUGAACGUAAAAAUAUUAUACCAUUAACACAACAAUUUUAUUUAUCAGAUAAUACUAAAAUUAAUUUAAUUAAACAAUUUGUACAGCAUUAUUUUACAAUGUUUGAUCAAAAAGAUCGUAUUAUAUUGAAUGGAAUUUAUGAUAAAGAUGCUAUGUUUUCAAUAACAAUUGGUCACAUAUCAAAUCCAAAACAUCGUCAACUAAUUAAAAUAAUGUCUAUCAAUAGAAAUUUAUUAAAAGUUGUUGAUUAUUCUAGAUUUCAUAAAUAUUUAUUACGUGGUCCAGAUAGUAUUGUCAAUACAUUACGUAAAUUACCAUCAACACAUCAUGAUUUUAAAAGCUAUUCAAUUGAUAUUUUACAUCAGACAAAUAAACAAAUUGCUAUGGUUAUUCAAGGAUCAUUUUAUUUUCGUGAAUUUGCAAUACCAUUAUCAUUUAAUCGUACAUUUAUUAUUACUGAAAGAAUUGAUAAUGAAUAUUGUAUUGUCAAUGAUCAAUAUCAUAUUUAUAAUUUUGAUUCAACAACAAUUAAUCAUGUUGAUAAUAAACAAAUAUUAUCUUGUAUACCAAAAUUUGUACCAACUCUAUUGGGUGAAAGUGAAAAAGAUGAUUUAAUUAAAUAUCUAAGUAAUGUCACAACAAUGAAUGAAAAUUAUAGUUGUAAAUUAUUAAAUAAAUAUCAAUGGGAUUUGAGAGGAGCAAUAUCAGCAUUUAUAAAAUCAUAUUCAUCAAAUGAUAUUCCAACUGAGGCAUUUAGAAAUUUUAAAUAAUUAUAUUCUAUUUUUUUGUUUUUCUUUUUAAUUUAAUUUA